This is a messenger RNA of Enhydra lutris kenyoni (northern sea otter), 648 nucleotides long. Its product is annotated as transmembrane and immunoglobulin domain containing 2. The record is from RefSeq and is a predicted model, not a curated record. Gene Ontology annotation, biological process: B cell receptor signaling pathway; B cell differentiation. Gene Ontology annotation, cellular component: external side of plasma membrane; B cell receptor complex. NCBI's taxonomy places the organism in Eukaryota, Metazoa, Chordata, Mammalia, Carnivora, Mustelidae. The transcript has 5 exons. The coding region runs from base 56 to 595 and encodes 179 amino acids.
GAGAUGGGGUGAGGGUGGGACGCUAGCCAGGAGAGGGGUGCCUGGUGGGCCAGGAAUGGAGUCCCUGGGCACAGCGCUUGUCCUCCUGGUGCAGUUCUGGGGAGCCACAGGCCUGAGAGUGCAGCAGGAGCCCAAGUGGCUGCGGGCGACUUCGGGCAGCCGGGUGACCUUGGCCUGCCAAGUGAUACAGUCCCAAGUCUGGGAGCGGCUCCGUGUUGAGUGGACCAAGGACGGCGUGUCCCUGUGUGAGCCGCACAUCACCAACGGCAGCCUCAGCCUGGAGGCCUGUGGGCCCCGGGGACAACUUUCCUGGAAGCCACCUGGCAAUCUCACCCUGCGGCUGGACCACGUGAGCCUCAACGACAGUGGGGACUAUGUGUGUUCUGUCACCGAGGAGAUUCCUAACCUGAACAUGAAGCAGGGCAAUGGCACGCAGCUCCUGGUGGUGAAAGAUGGCGGGUCCCCGAACCAGACCACCGACGCAGGACUCCCGCUGGCGCCGCUGGUGGCAGGGGGCGUGGCCGUGGCCGCCAUCGCGCUGAGCGCCUGGGUGUGGGGCCGCUGUCGCAGCAGGCGCGAGGACUCAGCCUCCUAGCCCCCAGCAGCGCCUGGCCCAGAAGACUUGCCCCAGCCCCAGGUCGAAUCACC